AUGCAAAACUCACCCGCCACGGCUCACCCUCGAUCUGCUGGUGCGCCUUUGUCGGCCACGUCCCAAGCCCCUCUUCAGCAACCCCAGGCGCUUUCGCAGUCCGCUGCACUUGCGCAAGCAUCUCGAAGCUACUCCAGCAGUAACACACAACAACACCAUGUUAUGGGUCAUUCACAUCCAUCAUCAACACCCAGGGAAACUCAGAACGGGGGCACUCAAAAGAUGCCUAUUCCAAAGCAUCUUCCUGAGAGAGCAACCGCGCCACCUCAGCCUGUCCCAAUAAGCCAGGCAAGACCUACGUAUUCUGGUGGACCAAGCAACAUGGGUAAUGGGGUUAUAUCUCAGCCUGUGCUUCCAAAGGCACCAGGUUAUAACAUGGCCGCCGAAGGCGAUCGGGUAUUGAGUAGGAAGAAACUGGACGAGCUUGUUAAGCAGGUAACAGGUGGCGGGCAUGGAGACGGGCCUAGCCUCACACCUGAGGUUGAAGAAUCUAUGCUCACUGUUGCGGACACGUUUGUUGACCAAGUUCUUAACGCCGCUUGUAAGAUCGCAAAAGAGCGCGGAUCGAAAUCUCUAGAGAUCAGAGACAUUCAACUCACUCUCGAGCGCGGAUACAACAUCAGGAUUCCGGGUUACGCCAGUGACGAGAUCCGAACUGUCCGUAAGAUACAACCAUCAAAUGCAUGGAUUGCCAAAAUGAGUGCCGUGCAAGCUGCGAAAGUCACAGGUGGAAAGAACCAAGAGUAG
Molecule: messenger RNA, 747 nt
Organism: Glarea lozoyensis ATCC 20868
Lineage: Eukaryota; Fungi; Ascomycota; Leotiomycetes; Helotiales; Helotiaceae
Product: Histone-fold containing protein
Exons: 2
Coding region: 1-747 (248 amino acids)
Biological process (GO): DNA-templated transcription initiation; RNA polymerase II preinitiation complex assembly
Cellular component (GO): SLIK (SAGA-like) complex; transcription factor TFIID complex; SAGA complex
Molecular function (GO): TBP-class protein binding; protein heterodimerization activity; DNA binding
Source: RefSeq, a predicted model, not a curated record